This is a messenger RNA of Plasmodium reichenowi, 159 nucleotides long. Its product is annotated as exported protein (hyp11). The record is from RefSeq and is a predicted model, not a curated record. Lineage: Eukaryota; Apicomplexa; Aconoidasida; Haemosporida; Plasmodiidae. The transcript has 2 exons. The annotation marks the transcript as partial.
AUCAUAUACUUUUAUAAAUGUGACAAUAUUGUUGUUCUUGACACUUUUAUUAUUCCUCACUUAUUGUAAUGAAUAUUAUUAUUAUGAUGCCUUUUCUAAUACAAAAUUCAAUAAUAAUAUCAAAAUUGGCAUAAGCAUAAUUAAAAGAAUUAUAGCCGA